Penicillium cinerascens is the source of this 2370-nucleotide messenger RNA. RefSeq names its product OPT family oligopeptide transporter. The record is from RefSeq and is a predicted model, not a curated record. Bases 1 to 2370 code for a protein of 789 amino acids. Gene Ontology annotation, molecular function: oligopeptide transmembrane transporter activity. Gene Ontology annotation, biological process: transmembrane transport. The transcript has a single exon. NCBI's taxonomy places the organism in Eukaryota, Fungi, Ascomycota, Eurotiomycetes, Eurotiales, Aspergillaceae.
AUGGCUCUUCUGAAUGCGUUCAAGCGGCAACAGGAACACCAGGAAGAGAACACAUCAGAGCAUGCGUCGGAAGAUCCCGUCGAUAUGCCUUCGACCAAGACAGAGGUCGUCGACACCAUCUUCCCCGAUGAAGAGAAACUGAAGGCAACGAGCGAGACCGUGGCUAUCGAAGAGGAAAGCCACAACGACCCAGAAAUCGCCGCAUUGCCUCUCCAGGUGCGUCAGUUGAUCAACCUGACCGACGAUCCGACUCUGCCCACCAUUACCUUCCGCUACUUUGUGCUCUCGGCCAUUUUCGUCAUCCCCGGUGCUUUUCUGUCCCAGAUGAGCUAUUUCCGGACUACCAGUGCAAACUACUCGGUUUUCUUCGUCCAAAUUGCCUGCCACUAUGCUGGACACUUCCUCGCAAGGACACUGCCAAGAUGGGUAGUUCGAGUGCCGGGGACCAGCUGGUCAUUUAGCCUCAAUCCUGGGGCCUGGAGUAUCAAGGAACACGUGCUGGUCACGGUGACGGCGGCCUCGGGGGCGACGUACAACAUGGGGUAUGCUCCGAUUGUCUUGGCUGAGCUCUGGUAUGGAGAGAGAAUCCCGCCGGCCGUUGCACUCUUCUUCAUGCUGGCCAUUGUGUGGACUGGGUACGCUUUUGUGGCUCUGGCUCGACAGAUCCUUCUGCCGGACCCGGAAUACAUCUGGCCGCAAGCCUUGAUGCAGACAAUAUUGUUUGAAACAUUCCGGAAAACCGACACAUCGUCUCGCCUCGCACGUCGCCAGAUGAAAGUAUUCUUCUUUUCCCUGCUGGGGAUGACCAUGUGGCAAUUCCUGCCGGAAUACGUAUUUCCGCUCACCUCGUCACUGGCUUUCCUUUGUAGGGUUGCACCGAGAAACCCAGUAGCCAACUUCAUUGGGUCCGGAAUAGGUGGCAUGGGCUUCCUCAACCUCUCCUUGGACUGGUCCAACAUCAACUGGAAUGGGUCCUCCAUUUUGCUCACUCCAUGGUGGACUCAGGUUAUUUUGUUUCUGGCCUUUGCCUUCAGCUGUUGGGUCUUGCUUCCUGCAGCAAAGUGGGGAAACCUUGGAUCUUUCAAGCAUGGUCUCAUGUCAAAUGGCCUCAUGCUAGCCAACGGCACAAAAUACCCGAUCUCGGAGGUGCUCACUCCGACCUAUCAUCUCAAUGAGACUGCAUACCAGGAGUACGGCCCAAUGUAUAUGGGCUUGCAAAAUGUGUGGGCGACUUUCUUUGACUAUGCUAAGCUGCUGGCUGCGGUGACUUGGAUUGCUACUUUUGGGUUCGUCCAGGUGAGCAGCAACCUCAAGAAGGUCUUCACUCGCAAGAAGGCUACAUAUGCAGCGGGCCAGGGCAUCCACUACCAGUACAACGAUCGCCUCAAUGUCAUUCAGCGACAGUAUAAAGAGAUCCCGUCGUGGUGGUACAUUGCCCUGUUCCUGGUGGCAUUUGUCAUCCUGGUCACCAGCAUUGCGUGCGGGUACCUCUUCAUUCCGAUCUGGACCUUGUUCGUGGCACUUGCCAGUGCAGCGAUCUUUGUUAUUCCCUUUGCCUGGCUGUAUGCCAUCUCGAACUAUCAGCUUGAGACCGGUUCGUUCAACGAGCUGGUGUAUGGCUAUAUGGUGCACACCAAGGCCGGUGAAAAUCAUCAGCACCCUUGUGGUCCGUCUGUCUACGGCUCUAUUGCUGGUGAUGCUUGGUACCGCGCGCAAUAUAUGCUCCAGGAUCAGAAAAUCGGCCAUUAUAUGCACAUCCCUCCCCGUCAGGUGUUCUUCUCCCAGAUCUUCGGUACGCUCAUGGGUGUUCCGAUCAACUACGCUGUCAUCCGCUGGGUCAUGAACACCAAGGGCGAUUACUUGACGGGGAAGAAGAGCGACCCACUCAACCAGUGGACGGGUCAAAAACUGGUCACCUCCAACACGAUGGGUGUGCAGUACGCAAUUCUUGGACCCAAGCGACUCUUUGCUGAGGCGGAGAUGUCCCCGCUCCCCUGGUCCUUCCUCGUGGGAGCCGUCAUCCCUCCUAUCCUGUUCAUCUUCCACCGCAUCUUCCCACGACUACGGAUUGAUUUGUGGAAUGUCAGCAUCUUCUUCGGUGGUCUGGCCAUGUUCUACGGCAAUAUCAGUACGGGGUACACAUCGGCCAUCAUCGGUGCAUACAUCGCGAUGUACUGGGCCUACCGACGUCACUUCGAAGUGUGGAAGCGCUAUAAUUAUCUAGUAGCAGCGGCCUUUGAUGCAGGUUUCAAUCUCAACAUGCUGCUCAUCUUUUUCUUCUUCGGGGCUGGCAAGCAGAUCUCGAUGCCGAAGUGGUGGGGCAACAACGCCGAUUCGGUGGAACGGUGCUUUGCUUUGAAUAGUCAGUAG